AUGUCGCAUCCGCUCGUGGCAGCUGUAUGGGAGCAACUCGGUCGUCGUGAUGUAGGCAACAUUUUGCGAGAGAUCAUCGGAGAACAUGCGGCAGAGCUGGCCGUGUUCCAGCUGCAGGAUGAUGUCUCUCGUAUUGGUCCACUCAUACGGCCAGUGUUCUGGUUCAAAGCCAUCUUUGAUCUCCAGCGAGCCCAUCUGCAGGGUCUGACCAAUGUGCAUGACUGUCACCCGUAUUUCCUGCCAUAUCUUUUACCUUCAGAAGCGAUUUUCUCGACCUUGAUGUACCUUAUCCGGGUCAAAUCCGACUUGUUUCCGUCAAACACUCCUGUACCUCCUGAAUUUGUUCGUCAUCGACACUUCAUCGCCCAGGUGCUCCUUGGUGGAAUCCGCUUACUUCUUCUACGUGGAGAGGCUAUCCCUUCAGACCUGAAAUUCAAUCUGGAGCGGGCGAUGAGAGCUGCAUGGCAUCAUCCUGAUUUGUUUAGCGUAGAGAGUUAUCUGAUCAGUGAUCUGUUACCGAAAGCUAUUGAUCAGAUUGGCUCUCCGGAGCUGUCACAAACGCAGAGCUCGUUACUGGCUUCUAAUCACACAUUUCUUCCAACGUUUGCAUCCGGCCUGUAUCCCUUCUCAAUAGCUCCGGACACUCUCAUUCCAGAUCUUCUGACUGGCAUUGUCGGGAAUAAGACAGACCAUCUGACCUCGUUUUGCACUCUAUUCGAUAUCGUGAAUGCCGCCGAAUUUGCUCUCGUCCAGUGCCAUGUCGAUCGCCGUCGCAUUUCCCAGGAGCAAGGAUACUCCAGCCCUGCAUCCAACAAGAUUGAAGAAGCGUUUGCCCAAGCCCAAGAAACCCGAAGGAGGCUGGUCAGGACCGUAAUGGCAGCAUUUGAUGACGAACUUACGGCUCCUGCUCUCCAGGUCUUUGCGACUCUGAUCUUGAGCCAGAACGCCGAGGGACAGCCGCCACUACAGACCCGAAGGAUCAGGGACAGCUGGACACAUCUGUCGCGCAUUAGAGGCGUGCUGGAGGAUUCUUUGGGACUUCUAGUCAGAUGGCUCAUCAAUCGGCGGGUGCAAAUGUGGGACUGCAAUGGAGAACUUGAGUCCUUUUCUCAAGAUUAUCAGCGCCAUCUCACACAAUGGCUUCAAAACUCAUCAUUACCAGAAGCAGGGGUUUAUACCCAAAGAGGAGCCAGGCAGUCCAGCGUGCUCUAUGCUGUUGACUGUCCUGCGGUCCACAUGGUUCCUAAGGCUUUGCUUGAGGAGCAACUUGGCAGUCACGACAGCAAGCUCUAUGAGCAAUUGCAAGAAAGCCCAGAGUUUCUUUCCAUGAAUAUCUCUUGCCCAUUGUGUACAGGAAAUAUUCGUAUUCGGCACGCUCGCAUGAUCAAGCCUCUUGAACAGAUUUCGCAUGCGUUACAAGAUAUGUCAGACUCGGACUACAACAAACGCCACUCUAUUCCCGACUCGACUUCUAGGGAUACAACAUCCCAGUCUAGCUCAAUCAGUCAUUCAACCAGCCACUCUUCAACUCGUUUAGAUCCCGGCGAAUUCCCCAGGAGCCCCGUCUCACCUAUAGCACGCACGCUAGGGUUCGCCGAUUUCACGAAGCCCCAAAGCACCUCCGCCUCAGAUCUCCUCAGUCCACUGUCGACGCCCCCGUCCUUCGACCAUCUACGUGAAAAGCAAGCCACACGGUCUCUCUCCCUGGAUCUGAAGAGCGUGAAGAUACCGUUUACGAGCGGAACCUCCUUGUUUCGAAAAACGUCAACCAAGCAGCGACUACCUCGACAGCCAAAAUUCUGUUUCUCGACAACAGGACGGACUCUUUUGUUCUGGGGCGCUAGCAGCGGUUGGGUAAUGCGGUUCGAUCUCACAGGCGGAGAAAGCCAUAAAAUUAAAGGUCACCGAUAUGAUGUCUCGGGAGUCCAGUAUGCAGUGGCGGGAGACAGGCGUUGUGCUGUGAUUGCUCUAGUUGGACAGCAUCUCGAGCUGCUGAUAUUCGAAAAUACGAGUACUAUUGCUGAUGCAUAUCUAAAAAUUGAAAACGGACUUCAGAGUCAGUCGAUACCAUCCAUAAGCAUGGCCAUGUCUCGUAACGACAGAUUUAUCGCCUUUACUAUCAGGGAUCAAGUACGGGUUUAUGAACUUGGCACAGGAACCAUUCGGCGGGUCCCAGUAGGGGACCAGUUGGAUCAAUACCCAACGCUUGGAGAAUAUCUAGCUCCAGUGGCCGAUACGACCAAUUAUUCCAGCGAGGGAGAACCAGAACGCAGAACAGCCAGGCCAGGAGCAGUCAUUGAACGCAAAGUCCAGUUUUCAGUCGAUGAGAAGCAUCUGGUUAUAGCAACUCACAUGGGCGACCACUACGCUCAUGUCGAUGUCUGGGGCUGGAAUGCUGGGCAAUGGAAUAUCACUUCGGACAAGUCCAGGCUGUUCAAACUUCCAUCAUGGACGACUAGUGAUGGAGACCUUACAGGCGUAUUCUAUGACAGCUUUCAUUUCGCUGUCGUAUUCACGGCCUUUCUUGGAAGGGAGUAUCCCAUGCUGGUCUCUCUGGCUGAUCCUAACAUCGUUAGCGAUCCGCUCAGCAUCAGGAUUGUUCAUGCAGCACAAUCGCCAUCAGGAACACGAUUUGCCGUGGCAAACGGGAUGAAUGAGCUAUACAUGUGCGAAUGCAAAGCCAAUGCGAUCCUCACUCCCUACCCGCUGAAAAAGGGCGGCACCAAGAUAAGCUCUGCGGCGUUCAGACCUGGCAGCUUGGUACUGGCCUUCCCGCAGGAAAGUGAGAUCCUAGCCUUUUGGGUGAAAGACAGCAAACUGCUGCUGAGGACAAUCCGACUCGGCGAAAACGUGGAGGCCGUCAGUGACUACGACCUGCGGCCGGACUUUGACCGUCUAAUUGUCGAGCGGCCCCCAAUCAUCAAUUUCCCAGCGCAACGAAGGCAGGAAUCAUUGCUGCCAGGGCGGCCAAUACCAGAAGUCACCACGAAAGCCCCCGUACAACGGCCAGACAUGGCAGAACUUCCAGCAAUAUGA
Aspergillus clavatus NRRL 1 is the source of this 3036-nucleotide messenger RNA. RefSeq lists its product as uncharacterized. The transcript is spliced from 5 exons. NCBI's taxonomy places the organism in Eukaryota, Fungi, Ascomycota, Eurotiomycetes, Eurotiales, Aspergillaceae. The coding region runs from base 1 to 3036 and encodes 1011 amino acids. The record is from RefSeq and is a predicted model, not a curated record.